Messenger RNA from Styela clava, 1896 nucleotides. RefSeq lists its product as uncharacterized. NCBI's taxonomy places the organism in Eukaryota, Metazoa, Chordata, Ascidiacea, Stolidobranchia, Styelidae. The record is from RefSeq and is a predicted model, not a curated record.
GCAAUUAUUUAUGCAUAUAUUUAACUAAAAUGCCUCAAACGUCGCUACCUGGAAUGGAGGCAGAAAACCAAUACGAAGUUUCUAUGUGUGUCCGAGAUGAAUCAUCAAACUUGUGUAAAAGACACGGAAGCAGUUUUAUUGGGGAUCAUCAAUGUGGGGCCUAUACUCUAAUGAAUGGGAGUGUAAAUUCGUCGGAUCCUUCUACAGAUAGUUAUAGCUUGGCUACCGAUAUCAUUCCAAACAACAAUGCGUUUGACCGAAGCCUCAGUGUGCCGAAUCUACCGAUUCCACUUCCGACCUCGAGGAGGACUAGUACGCCGCUAUCUGUGAAUGUGAGGCCGUAUUACAGUACCGUUGUUCCAAGAGCUAGAAGCAAUCCAGGAGGAGAGACUUACGAAUUCGCUAGUGAGGUUCAGCAACAUAGACUAUCCCGUGUAAGUCCCCAACUUUCCAUUCCUCCGUCGAUACCAGAAUUACCUGCUCAAAUGAAUGAGAGUGACCGACAGAGCACAAGGAGUCGGUUUUAUAGUAGUAUCAAACAUGGAUUCAAUUCUAAAAAAGAGAAGAAAAUGACUGCUUUUUUUGUGAUGGUAGUCAUCUCGUUUCUGGCGGGGUUUAUAGCAAUAUUAUUGGCGGCCGUUCUAUUCGGAAAGGUACACGGAAUUGAAGACAACUUCUCGUUUUUAAAAGAAUUAAUUGGUUCUCCGACAUCAUCGGGUCAGACAACAACUGGAUGCAACAAGGGUGAAAAUGUAUGUCAUCCGCUGGGUGGCGUAUGCGUGGGUACCAACUUUGGAUAUGGCUGUUUUUGCAAGGAAGGCUGGACGGGAGACGGAAUAAACUGCACAGAGGUGACAUAUGCAAAAUGCACGGACCUAAGAAACGUUAUUGGAUUUACAAGCGGGUACUAUAAAAUCUCUCCAAAUCCUGGAAACGUUGAACCAUUUAUAGUAAGAUGUGAUAUGCAACGCACUAAAGGAGUGACGGAAAUAGGCCAUGACUCAGAAGAAACAAUUUAUGUGAGUGGGUGCGAUCCAGCAGGCUGUUAUUCUAAAAAUAUCACUUAUGAGGCAAAUUUGCAACAGAUUGAAGCUGUAAUCGAGUCAUCAAAAUACUGUUCACAAUAUAUAAAAUAUGAAUGCUAUCACUCAUCUCUAAAGUACGGAUGGUGGGUUUCCAGAUUGGGCACUAAGGAAACGAGAUGGGAUGAUGGAGUUGAAGAGUAUAGCUGUGCUUGCUCGAAGACAAACAAUACUUGUCCAGGUUGUUACUGCAAUAUCAACGAUAGCAAACAUAGAGAGGACGAAGGCACCAUUACAAACAGAACUCUACUACCCAUAAUGCAACUGAGAUUCGGGGAUGUUGGUGAAGCAUGGGAAGCUGCUCAUUUUACCCUUGGAAAGCUCAAGUGCUAUGACUGAAACACAUAAUCGGUUUUAAGUGACUGAAUUUAAUUUUAGAUUUGUUUUUUUGGUUAUCUUUAUUGAUCUAAGACAAUUGUAAUACUAUUUUGACACAAUCAUAAGUACUGAGAUAGAUUGAGAUUAGAAUAGGACCCACUUCUUCAAGCCUGGGACACGUACCUUGUUUCCCCAAAAAUAAGAUAGGGUCUUAUUUCAAUUUUAUCUCGAAAAAUAACAUCAGGGCUUAUUUUGGCGGGAUGUCUUUAAUUUUCAUUUAUCAAAAACAAAAUUACAAAGUAAAGAAUUACGAGAUUUCCAAAUAUAAAAAAUGCGAGAAUCGAUAUCCAUUUACUUAUAAAUAUAACACAUUUUUAUAUAAAAAAAUCAUUAUCAACUAGGUCUUAUUUUUAGGUAAGUGCUUAUAUUAAAAUCAUUUUUCAGGCUAGGUUUUAUUUUCAAGCUAGGUUUUAUUUUUGGGGAUACACGGUAACAG